This is a messenger RNA of Linum trigynum, 4884 nucleotides long. The record is from the annotation of a GenBank genome assembly. NCBI's taxonomy places the organism in Eukaryota, Viridiplantae, Streptophyta, Magnoliopsida, Malpighiales, Linaceae.
GGAUAUUAGAGUGUGGCAUUACUCCAAAGAUAGAAACUACACAGUCAAAUCAGGUUAUCACCUAGCUCUAUAAUUGACUAUGGCCCCUAUUCGGAAACCGAUAGUUCAUACCAUCGAUCCUCCCAUUUGAAAAAGACAUGGAAUAUCCAAGUCCCACCUAAACUUAAAUUCUUCAUAUGGUAGUGUCGAAAAGUAAUUCUCCCCAGAGUGAUGCCCCCUUCAAACUCGUGGAGUAAACUGUCUUAAUUGAUGCCCUGUUUGCUGGAGACAUCGAGAGAGCAUUGAACAUUUAUUCUUCAGAUGCCCCCUAGCCAUCAGAUUGUGGACUUUAGUGGGAUUGAGCAACUUCAUUGACUCCGCCCAGACUGUUAACUUUAGUCUAUGGUGGCGAUAUGUCAUGGUCUCAGUGACCUCUCCAUUCCACAUUCUCCAAUGCGUCUGCUUACUCUGGAGAAUCUGGAAGUCUAUAAAUAAAGUGACUUUUGAAUUUUACCAACCUCAUGUCCGUUCCCUAGCUAGAGAAUUCUACAACCAGGUCCUUGAAGUCUCUAGCCUCCUCCCCCCUCCUUCGCCUCGUAGAUCUCUCCUCCCUCACCGCCCACCCUUCACUUGGGUUCCUCCGCUAGAAGAUUAUUUGAAGAUCCAUUUCGACGCAACUGUUAGUGCAACCGGAUGUUCGUCUGGACUUGUGGUCUGUGGGUCCGACGAACAUGUGGUGUUGGCGUUCGGGUUGCGUCAUCAGGGAGUAGUCAACCCCUACCUGGCAGAGCUUUUAGCUGUUAGAGACGUUAUCUCCCUCGUAGUCUCCAGAUCCUUGUCUCGCGUGAUAGUGGAGGGCGAUUCUGAAGUGGUCGUCAAUCAGAUAUGGCAAGGCGUCUUAAAAGAUUCCAUUGGUGGUCAGGUGCUCAGGGAGUGUCAUCAGAUCCUAGUCUCUUUGUCAAUCUGUAUAGAGUUUAGGCCGGUUCCUAGAGCCGCAAACAGUGCUGCCCAUAGAGUGGCGCGUAAAACAUUCCUUUUGACUAUUUUAGAGCUAGAAUCUUUUGAUUUUUUGGGUGGCUUCAUUAGUCUAUCGCUUGUAAAAUGUCUAAGUAGUUUUGGUUGCAUACCUUAUCUCAUGAUAUCACUCGAAAAUAAUAAUACAAAAAUCGACAUUGAUGUCGAAUGUACGUCACGACCCACUGCAGGGCGUGGAACGAACGCGCCAUUGCUCAACCCACGUGCCGCCCCAUAGCCGGAAAAAAGGCCACCCGAAAAAACUAUUUUUUUCCUUCCUUUUCAUCACGGAAAAUAUAACCGUUGAGCAUGGCCACGUGUCAUUCAAUCCAUCCACCUGUCAAUCUCUCUCUCUUCUCCUUCGGAUUCCCAUCUAGGCCCCUCCAUAGUCGUCUUGUUGCUUGCUUCAUCUCCUUCCUCCCUCAUCCCUUCCCUUUUACGACAGUCUAUUAUCACCACUACAGCCUAAUUCCCCCUUCUCUCUCUCUCUCUCUCUCUCUCUCUCCCACACUCUGCUUCUUCCUCCGUCGUGAAUCCUCUUAUCCAUCUUCCCGAUAACCCUUUUCCGCUGUGCUUUCAGUUCACACAAUCUAAUUCUAUUCUUCUUCCCAGUAAUGGCUUUUCACUGACCCACCCAAUUACCCACCAAAUGUUGUCUUCUCCCAGCACCACAACCUUCCUUCUCGUUCUGCUCUGUUUCCUGACCUCUUCCCCUGCCUUCGCGGCCACCGAUUUCGAUUUCGGCACGCUCACCCUCAGCAGCUUGAAGCUCAUCGGCGACGCCCACUUGAACAAUGGCAGCGUCCGCCUCACCCGCGACCUCGCAGUCCCCAACUCCGGCGCCGGCAGAGCUCUCUACACCAAGCCAAUCCGCUUCCGGCAACCCGGGACCCACUCAAUCACCAGCUUCUCCACCUUCUUCUCCUUCUCGGUCACCAAUUUAAACCCCUCGUCGAUCGGCGGCGGGCUGGCUUUCCUCAUUUCACCGGUCCCUGACUCGAUCGGCGCCGCCGGCGGAUGUCUGGGUCUCUUCAGCGGCGAUGGUCUCGCCGCUGGGUUCGUCGCCGUCGAAUUCGACACUCUGAUGGAUGUUGAGUUCAAGGACAUUAAUGGCAACCACGUCGGGUUAGAUCUCAACAGCAUGGUUUCGUCUCAGUCCGGAGAUCUGGAUUCGGUCGACAUCGAUCUCAAGAGCGGCGAUCUCGUCAAUGCCUGGAUCGAUUACGACGGGCCGAGUCGGGUCCUGGAGGUCUCGGUUUCGUACUCGAAUCAGAAGCCGAAGGAGCCGAUUCUGUCGGCGGGUCUCGAUCUGGAUCAGUACGUCGACGACUUUAUGUACGUCGGCUUCUCCGGUUCCACUCAGGGGAGCACCGAGAUUCACAGCGUCGAGUGGUGGAGCUUCACCUCUCUGUUCGACUCAACGCCGCCGGGUAACGGCGGAGGCGCUAGUUCCGGUCCAAUCGCCGCCUCUGCUCCGCCACCGCCGCCGCCUCCUCCAUCGAUUACUCUGCUCAGCCCGGCGGCUGAUUCCGUCAAAUCCCCACCGCCGUCAUUGCCCCCCUCCAACGUAAUUAACAGCAAUCAGGGGAAGAGCAGUAAACCGUCCUCCUCCUGCCACAACCAGCUCUGCAAAAAGGGGCCGGGCGCGGUUGCCGGAGUGGUAACCGCCAGCGCAUUUCUCGCCGUAUUCGCCGGGAUCCUCCUCUGGGCAUUUUCCAAGCGAGUGAAGAAGGUGAAGAGGAAAUCGGAGUCGUUCGCGUCCGAGGUAAUCAAAAUGCCCAAGGAAUUCACCUACAAGGAGCUCCGAUUGGCGACGAACAGCUUCAAUUCGAAUCGAAUCAUCGGCCACGGCGCCUUCGGCACAGUCUACAAGGGCAUCGUGACGGAGACCGGCGACAUUGUCGCCGUCAAGCGAUGCUCCCACAACAGCCAGGGGAAAACCGAAUUCCUCUCGGAGCUCUCCAUCAUCGGAACCCUAAGGCACCGGAAUCUCGUCCGACUGAUCGGCUGGUGCCACGAGAAGGGCGAGAUUCUGCUAGUCUACGAUUUGAUGCCCAACGGAAGCUUGGAUAAGGCCCUGUUCGAAUCCAGAAUGAUCCUCCCGUGGUCGCACCGCCGGAAAAUCCUCCACGGCGUCGCGUCGGCGCUGGCCUACCUCCAUCAAGAAUGCGAGAAUCAGGUCAUCCACAGAGACGUCAAAUCCAGCAACAUCAUGCUCGACGAAGGGUUCAACGCCCGACUCGGUGAUUUCGGCUUAGCUAAACAGGUGGAACACGACAAAUCCCCUGACGCCACGGUGGCGGCCGGGACGAUGGGAUAUUUAGCGCCGGAGUAUCUCCUCACCGGUAGAGCCACCGAGAAGACCGACGUGUUCAGCUACGGCGCGGUGGUGCUGGAGGUCGCAAGCGGGCGGAGGCCGAUAGAGAAGGACGCCGCCGCUGCCGCCGCCAACGGUAACGGCGUUAGAGGUAACGGCAACUUGGUGGAGUGGGUGUGGGGGCUACACCGUGAAGGGAGGUUGUUGACGGCGGCUGACCCGAGGCUGGAAGGUGAAUUCGAGGAGGGAGAGAUGAUGAAGGUUCUGUUGGUGGGCCUGGCCUGCUCGCAUCCGGACCCGUUGGUCAGGCCCAUGAUGAGGAACGUGGUCCAGAUGCUGGCCGGAGAGGCGGAGGUGCCGGUGGUCCCCAGGGCGAAGCCCACGAUGAGUUUCAGUACGUCGGAUUUGUUGCUGAACUUGCAGGACAGCGUCUCCGACUGUAACGACGAAGCCGCCAUGAUUACGCUCUCCACUUCUUCGUCGUCCGACGGCAGCUUCGGCGGCGGGCACCACUUGGUGUGAUAACUGAGUGCUCCCAAAAAAAAAAAAAUUAACAAAAGAAGAGCAGGGAGUUUUUAUUUUCUGGAUCGGACUAUACAGAUUACGGAUAUGAUUAUUUAUAUUCUUUUUUUAUUUAUUAGUUUGGUGCACCGUACGUUUGGGCGGCGUGUUUUUUUUUUUUUUACCGUGUAUAUUGACGUAAUAAUUUGCGUCACCAUCGGAAUUUGCAUAAUUGCGCGUCAUAUAAAGUUUGUAUCAAGAUCGUCCAUCAUUUUUUGAAAUCAUAGCGAGUUCGCAAUUGAAUAUUGACGUGAUAAUUUGCAUCUUACGUUGAAUAAAUCAUUGGAAUUGCAUAAUUUUUGCGUCAUAUAAAGGUGAUAUCGAGGUUGUCCAUCGUUUGUUGAAAGCAUAAUGAGUGUAAACACCCAAUCUAUUCGUUAUUUGUGUUGAGUGAUCACGAAAUUAGUGAAUUAGAUGGUAAUCAUGACAACAUAAGAUAUCAAGAUUUGGGGUGGCUUCUUGCAAUCACUAGAAAGUAAGUGUUACUCUAUUUGAUAGACAAAGUGAACAAAUCUUCUCAAAAGCCUCUCCUUUCUGUCUUGCAAUCACCAAAAAAGUAAAGUAUUACUCCAUUUGAUAAACAAAUCUCCUCAAAAGCCUAUCCUUUCUUCCCAACAUCUCAAGCUACCAAGUAAAUGAAUUAAUAGUUUUGCUAAACCUUCUUUGCUUUAUGCUAACUGGAUAUGUCCGUUGGUUGUGUUUUGCGUUAAACGAGAAAUGUGAAAUGUUACAUGUAAUUGUAAGAGAGAAUAAACUAACCUGUAAAUGAAUAUAAAGUAAAAAAAAAUGUUGACCUAGCUCUCAUUUGAUGAAUAUGAACAUCUAAGCAACUAAAUAACAAUUGAGAAAACAAACUUUGCAAAACGGUGAAGCAGACAAUAAAAAAUGGGCUCGUUGGCCAGUGAAUAGGUACUCAUUGGAGAACAACAAACACAUUUUGAAAAUCAUUAAUGUGGUUCUCUUGUUUUUCAAUGAGUACUACUAUAAGCGUGUACUAAAAAUGUUAAAAUACA